Molecule: messenger RNA, 2449 nt
Organism: Chironomus riparius
Lineage: Eukaryota; Metazoa; Arthropoda; Insecta; Diptera; Chironomidae
Source: the annotation of a GenBank genome assembly
UACGAUUAUUGUAAGUGUCUCUUUAGAAAAUUUAAUCAAUUACACUUUAUGUGCCAAAAUUAAUAGAAAGAAAAUAUUUAUAUUGAUUAUUACAAUAAUUUAUCGCCCUAAUAACAUCUUAAGUAAUCGAAUUUCAAAACGAUAAACAAGGAAUAUUGAAAAAAGCAAGAACAAUGGCUUGCCCAUUUGUGCAUAGAAAACCUGUCGAACCAUUCAGUCGUCAACAGUCAGUCGCUGAUUUCGAUUUGCAGGACAUAAACGACGAUUCUUUAACACUGAAGCAUAUAAACGAAGCAUUGCAGCUGUUGACUGCACCUUCAAAUCAAACUAUCAACGAUGCUCUCGUAUCGCUAACUGAAAAGUACAGCGAGAGAUUUCCUGCAUUGACAAAAUUGUAAGCUCAUUAUUGCCUUUUUAUGUACAUCCACAAUGGCGAUAAUGCAAUAAAAAUUUCUAUUUUUAGCAAGAACGAAAAGAGCAAUGUAUCGUCGUUUCCACAUUACGACUAUUUAGCGGACAUCCAAAGUGCAUUAAUGGAAUUUGAUGAGGCUACCGCUAUUGACAUAUUAAUUUUGUUGGGCGAGGAGUUAAUUGAAACAGCAUGUCAUGGAGUCAUUGAACGAGCUUUUAAGAGUCUCGGGGGUAACAUGAAGGAAUUGAUUGCCUCACUUGAUGGCGUUUAUGAUGUAUUGAAAUUACAAGAAGAGGAUUUGACAGACACUGGAUUUGUUUGCGCAUCUGAGAAUGAAUUGAUUUUUACAUCUGAUCGUAUUUGCGUAGCGUAUGUUCUGUUGGGAAUUCUUCAGAGACUUUCAAAGAAGCUUUAUGGAGAACAUUCCGAAAUUAAUAUGGAACGACUUGAUGGAAGUCGAUUCCGUUAUUUGUUUAAAAUGGUUGCAGAAGAAAAGCCAGAAUUGCGUGCCAUUUCAUCUAACCCAGCUGACUUGCAGAUGCAUAAUGCAACCUUUUGUAAGAUGUUUCCAUGGCAUUUCAUAUUGGAUGAGAAUUUGGAUUUGGUACAAAUCGGAAAUGCAUUUAGCAAGCUCUUCAAAAAUUACUUGACUACAACUAGAGCAGUCACAAACUUUUUCCGUUUCCGUCGUCCAGUUGAUUUAAAGCUUGAAUUUAAAGAAAUCGCAAAGCGUACCAACACUCCAUUCUUAUUGACUUUACGUUCUCCAAGACACGAUUUCGUUGCAAAAGGCUUGGAAAUAAAGGGUCAAAUGGUUUUUUGUCCAGGUCAGAAGAAAAACACGUUGAUGUUUAUCGGUUCUCCAUUUAUCGAUGGAUUGGAAGGACUAACAUGCAACGGUCUUUUCUUAUCUGAUAUUCCAAUUUAUGAUGCAACACGCGAAGUUAUUUUGGUCGGGGAACAAGCGCGCGCACAGGAUGGGUUAAAGCGUCGUAUGGAUAAAUUGAAAAAAGAAGUCGAAGAAGGACAUGAAGCAGUUUCAAAAGAACGUAAAAAGAAUGUUUCAUUGCUUCAAUUGAUUUUUCCUGAUGAAAUAGCUGAAAAGUUAUGGUUGGGAAAGCAGGUCGAUGCUCAAAGCUUCUCUGAUGUCACAAUGCUAUUUUCAGAUAUUGUUGGAUUUACUGGUAUUUGCAGCACUGCUUCUCCGUUACAAGUAAUUAGCAUGUUGGAAAGCUUGUAUAAGAUUUUUGAUGAAUUUUGUGGAAUUUUUGAUGUCUAUAAAGUUGAAACAAUUGGCGAUGCUUAUUGUGUUGCAAAAGGUUUGGAAGGAAGGAACAGCAACAGUCGAUAUGAUGCAGCAAAGGUCGCUUUUAUGGCUAUGAAGAUGAUUGAAACUUGCUCAAAGCAUGUUGCUCACUCUGGAAAGAAUAUUGAGAUGAGAAUCGGAUUGCAUACAGGCACAGUAUUAAGUGGAGUUGUCGGGCGUAAGAUGCCUAGAUAUUGCUUGUUCGGGCACAAUGUGACAAUUGCUAAUAAAUUUGAAUCAGGAAGUGAACCAAAGAAGAUCAACAUUUCAUUGGAUACCAAAAAAGCUUUGUCCUUAGUUCCUGAAUUCAAAUUCUCAUUCAUUGAACGUGAUCCAUCAUGCUUGCCAAAGGAACUUCAUGCAGGACCAGGAGAGACUUGCUAUUUCUUAGAUGGAUUCAAGCAUUCGUCAGUCGAUAACUCUAAAGGCAUUCAAGUUCAUAUAGAUGCAGCAAUCCAACAAUUUAACACAGAAUCAAAAAAUUAAAUUAUGGUCUAAUUUUUAUGUAAGCAUACAUACUCGAAAAAAUGGAUAUUUUAUGGCUAUUAAAGAACCUCAUAUAAUGAGGCAAGAAUCAAAAAGCUUUCAAAUGGAAUUUACCAAUUUGAAUUGAUUUCAAGUUUAUUGAUAAUGAGAAAUUGAUGGAUUUUUAAUAGAUUAAAGGAUAUUAUAUAAAAGUUGAUGUUAAGACUUAAUGUACUUCAAUUUAAUAAAGACUACUGACAUUUUAG